CUUUUUCGACUUCUCUUCAUUUUCCAGAUUCUGGUUUCCACCCUCCGAGGUAAUCGGUUUUUGAUUCCUCCUUGAUCGUUUAUGAGUUGGAUUUCUCAACUCAAUCUCACUCUCUCAACCUAGAACAACAUACCCAGAAUCUGGUGCGAAAGAGAACCUAGGAUCUGCAAAUCUGAAACUUUUCUUGGGAUUCUCCCUCAACCCAUAAACCAAAGCUUUUUCUUCCAGAACUUCCCUGCUCUUGCUUUACUACUCUUGCUCCUGCUCCUGCUCUUGCUUCUCCAUGGAAGAAGACGACAAAGGAGAAGCAGAGUCAUCAUCACCAUCAUCGCCGCCGAUCUUGGAAGGAAGGGGAAGGGUUCGAGAAAAACCCAGAUCUGGGUUUGCUAGUUGCCCUGUUUGGUUGCUAAGAAACAACAAGAUACGACAACAAUGUAUUAAAUUUGGUGGGUUUGAGAAAAACCUAGAGUUUGGUGGGUUUGAGGAGCUUGAGGCACUGGUGGAUGUGGAGAAUAUUGGGUCACAGAGGGUGCUGGAGAAGGCUGGGUUUACAAGGGAAGGGUUGCUGGUUUGCUUGGAGCUUGGAGGAGAUGCAGGAGAAAGAAGAAAGGAAGGUUGGAGGAUGAGGAUGAGGGCAUUUAAGUAAUUUUAUUUUUUAAUGUAUUAACUGAUUAAAAAAAUGGGAGUUUU
Messenger RNA from Rubroshorea leprosula, 690 nucleotides. Lineage: Eukaryota; Viridiplantae; Streptophyta; Magnoliopsida; Malvales; Dipterocarpaceae. The record is from the annotation of a GenBank genome assembly.